Messenger RNA from Chironomus riparius, 1232 nucleotides. The record is from the annotation of a GenBank genome assembly. NCBI's taxonomy places the organism in Eukaryota, Metazoa, Arthropoda, Insecta, Diptera, Chironomidae.
GAUACUAUUUAUCUAGUUGAUUAGACAGCUCUGAAUUCAAAUUUGAAAUUGCAGUUAAUAUGGAAGAGGAGUUUUGGAACUCGAUAAAUCUUAUAGCUCCUCCAUUCACGACUUACUCAGUACGGAGAAAGAAUUUUGGAACUGAUCAAUUCAAAAAAUGUCUGGAAAAUGCUAUUGCUUAUUUUGCAGAACAGACAACCUUCUUUGAGGAAGUGAAUCAAAUAUCUCAAAUCAUAUAUUUAGGCAAAAGUCAGUUCCGAAUGAUGAAAGGAUUUCAGGAAAUGAAAAAGACUCAUCAGGCUGCAAUAAGAUUCAAGAGACUCAACAUUGUGGAUAUUUUGGAAGCGUUCAAUAGUUACGUCGCUGACGAUUUCCAAUCAGAAAUUCUGUUACCAUCUAGACAGAAUCUCGAUUAUGUUCUUAUUAAGCUUCAGGGUGUGUCCAAGAUUCUAAUAAGAAUAAUCACCUGUUCGAGAAAGUCAUCAAGAUAUUUUCUAGGCCUAAUAAAAAUGGGAAGUUUUUACAUUAAAGGGUCAAUUUUUGUAUCUACGUUAGCUAAAGUAUGGGAUAUGUCAAGGGAAAUGUGUCAAUAUGCAGUAAAGCUUUAUAACGAUUUGAGGCAGUUUAGAGAUAAAUUACAAGAAAUCAAGAAUUGUGAAUGGAUAGCCAAUAAUUGUGAACUUCCUGAGAAAUUAGAAGACUGGCUAGGAGAUGAAUAUGAAUGCUUUGUGAAUAAUGAGACAUAUGACACGAAAUUGUUAACAAAAUCAGAGGAUAUAGAAAAUUUCAGGAAAGAGAUGCAGCAAGUUACAGAAAUAAUAAAGAACUUAAAAACCAAUGAACAGGAAGAUAAAGUUGAAUCCAAAAGCAUCUCUGAAUUUUUUCCUGUAAAAAUAGAAAAGAUGGAAUUAGAAAUUGAAGAUUAUAAGCCAAUACUUAGGAAUGAAGUCACUCAUUUAGAUUACAAGCAUUCAUUAGCGUCAGUAAGAUCAAAAGAAAAUGUCAAGCUCUUUCUGAAAUUUGAAGACAAAUAUCGCAAACAAGAUCCACAAAAAUCAAUAACGAUCAAAAGACUCAAACAAAAAGCAUGGAAAGAUUUUAAAAAUGACUUUAAAAAUAAAUUGCUAUUGAUGCAAGAAAGUCCACUUCUUGAAUACUUUCACGAUAAUCUUAAUCAUUAUAUGUCCAAUGAAUGAGAAUGAAUAAAAGGCAGUUACGUUUUUAUUCGUUAA